GGGACGCUCCUGGGGCUGGCCCUAUGUGCGGUGAGCGGUGCUGCUUUUCUCUACCAUGACUACUGCAUCAUCGGGGCCGGCCCCUCAGGCUUGCAGGCGGCCUAUUUCCUCCAGCGAGCCGGCCGGGACUACGUUGUCUUUGAGCGCAGCCAUGCUCCUGGCAGCUUCUUCGCCCUCUACCCUCGCCACCGCAAGCUCAUCAGCAUCAACAAGCGGUACACGGGCAAAUCCAAUGCCGAGUUCAACCUGCGCCACGACUGGAACUCGCUUCUCAGCCACGACCGCCGGCUGCUUUUCCGACGCUACUCCCGCGACUUCUUCCCCGACGCUGACGCGAUGGUGCGUUACCUGGAGGAUUUUGCUUCCUUGCUGAAGCUGCAGGUUCAGUACAACACGGCCAUCGUCCACGUGACGCUGGAGAGGGACGAACAGGCCUGGAAUGGCCACUACUUCCUCCUGACUGACCAGGAUAGGCAGAACUACAAGUGCAGCUCUUUGUUGGUUGCCACUGGGACGUGGGUCCCCAACGUGGUAAACUUUCCUGGCUCAGAAUAUGUUGAGGGUUAUGAGACUGUGUCCAUCAACCCGGAGGAUUUUGCUGGCCAAACUGUGUUGAUCUUGGGCCGAGGGAACUCAGCCUUUGAGACGGCGGAAAACAUUCUGGGCGUCACGAAUUUUAUCCACAUGGUGAGCCGGUCCCGUGUACGCCUCUCGUGGGCCACCCACUACGUCGGGGAUCUGAGAGCAAUUAACAACGGCCUGCUGGACACCUACCAGCUGAAAUCUCUGGAUGGGCUUUUGGAGGGCAACCUGGAAGAUCUGGCUAUCAUCAAGGACAAGAAAGGAAAGCUGCACAUCACGCUCAGAUUCUACCUGGAGAACAGGAACAUCAGCGCAGGCAUUGAGUCCAUCACCCUCCCGCAGGAUGAACUGGAUAACUUUGCCACCCGUGCACCUUACGACCGUGUCAUCCGCUGCCUGGGCUGGAAGUUUGAUUUCUCUAUCUACAACAGAUCCCUUAGAGUGAUGCCAGGAAAAGGCAAUAAAAAGAAGUAUCCUCAGAUCAAACCCAGCUACGAGUCCAGAGGCACGCGGGGGCUCUUUGUUCUCGGCACUGCUAGCCAUUCUGUUGACUUCAGGAAAUCUGCUGGGGGCUUCAUCCAUGGGUUCCGGUAUACAACUCGUGCAGUCCACCGCCUAUUGGAAAACCGUCACCAUGGUGUCCCCUGGCCAUCCACAGUCUACCCUAUUACACAGCUGACCAAUUCCAUCAUCAAGCGGGUGAACGAGGCCUCGGGCCUCUACCAGAUGUUCAGUGUCCUGGCUGACAUCAUACUGCUGAGAGAGAAUUCCACAGCAUUUGAAUACCUGGAAGAGUACCCGGUUGGAGUCCUGGCCGAGCUGGAAAUGCAGACGGGGAGAAAGGCUCCCAGUGGGCUGUUUGUCAUCAUCAUGGAGUACGGGAGGAAUUUCUCAGGGGCUGACAAGGAUGUCUUCUACUACAACCGAGCUGUGGGAGAGGCACAGCAUGCCUGGCAGUCCAACUUUUUACACCCUGUUAUUUACUAUUACAAACGCCUCCCAACAGAGCGUGAGAUGAGACUUCGGCCCCCAGAUUGGCCUCUCCCCCGCCCAGAUGCCAUCCAUCACAUUGUGGAGGACUUUCUGACAGACUGGACUGCCCCCAACGCUCACAUCCUGCCACUGAGGCGGUUUUUGGAGAACUGCCUCGGCACUGACCUGCGCAAUUUCUUUGCAGAGUCCUGUUUCCUCUUUGCCUUCACCCGUCAGAAGCUGCCUCCCUUCUGUCAGCAGGGGUACGUGAGAAUGCAAGGGCUCGUGGGGAGCGAGGGGCUCCGGCGCCAUGCGGUAGAAGCCGGGCUGCUGGAGGAUUACACUCUCACAGACUUUUCAGGCGACAGACCCCCUGACAGCCACGAAGGGUCACAGGACCAGCUGCUGAGUGAUCAUGCAAUACCAGUUCGUCCACUGCAGCAUCUUGUUAACGCCAAGGACGAGCUUUAA
Molecule: messenger RNA, 2025 nt
Organism: Cariama cristata (Red-legged seriema)
Lineage: Eukaryota; Metazoa; Chordata; Aves; Cariamiformes; Cariamidae
Gene: FOXRED2
Product: FAD-dependent oxidoreductase domain containing 2
Exons: 8
Molecular function (GO): monooxygenase activity; flavin adenine dinucleotide binding
Source: RefSeq, a predicted model, not a curated record